Molecule: messenger RNA, 948 nt
Organism: Fusarium falciforme
Lineage: Eukaryota; Fungi; Ascomycota; Sordariomycetes; Hypocreales; Nectriaceae
Product: NAD(P)-bd-dom domain-containing protein
Exons: 4
Coding region: 1-948 (315 amino acids)
Source: RefSeq, a predicted model, not a curated record
AUGGUCAACGUUGCCGUCUUGGGUGGCUCAGGCCAUGUGGGCAAAACCAUCGUAGGCGCUCUCAAAGAGCAUCCCAGUCACACGGUGAUUGUGCUCGGUCGUCAGGCUCCAGCCACGGUUGACCCAGACGCACCCACCGUUCUAGUCCAGUAUGACGACGAGGAAUCAUUGAAAUCAGCCUUGGAGACGCAUGAGAUUGAUACCGUUAUUUCUUGCCUCGGUGUUCACAAUGACGAAUUGGCUGAAGUCGAAGCCGCCGUGAUUCGUGCGUCGGAUCGGUCCAAGCACACCAAGCGCUUCAUUCCCAGUAACUGGAGCAUUCCCAAUGACGACUCGUCCAAGGAACCUCUCAAUCCGUGGGCUGUGUUUCAACGAAAGGCGUUGGACCUUCUCCGAACCACCGGCUUGCAAUGGACUGAGAUUGCGCCUGGCUACUUCCUCGACUACUGGGGAAUGCCUUAUAUCAAAACGCACCUGACUGCAACGGUUCCGGUCAUUGACAUUGCCAACGCUGUUGCUGCCAUUCCGGGUACUGGUGACGAGCCUGUUGCCUUCUCUUAUUCAUUUGACGUCGCAAAGGUCGUUGCGAGGUUACUCGAGAUCCCCGAGUGGCAACGAACAACGUAUAUUGUGGGGGACAAACUUUCCUGGAACGAGCUUCUGGGACUCGCUCAAGAGGCGCGAGGCACUGAGUUCAAAGUCUAUCAUGAUGAUCUGGAAAAGCUCAAAAACGGGCAGAUAACCGAACUACCCUGCCACGUUCCUGCAUAUCCAUUCUUUCCCAAGGAGCACCUCCAGGGACUGUAUGCAAUCUUGGAGAUGCUGAUGGUCUUGGGAGAGUUCAAUUUGCCAUCUGAGAAGGCCAUCAACAAUCAGCUACCGGGUAUUAAAAUGCUGACUGCUAGAGAGAUGCUAAACCAGACCUGGAAAGCACACGGUGGACAGUAG